AUGUUUGCCUACACUAGAGAUGCUGUUAACAAGUCCCUUAUGAGGCCUACAGAUCUGGACAGUGGCAAUUGCCCAUUGGGGCAAUUCCCUUGUGGGAAUCUGUCUAUCUGUUUACCCCAGCUCUUACACUGCAAUGGGCACAAAGAUUGCUCCAAUGGGGCAGAUGAGGAGAACUGUGUGGAUAACUUUGGAUGGCCCAAGUUGUUUGACAUCAUACAGAGUGCUCGAGGCAGUCGAGGGAUGCAGGGAGAAGAAACACAUCUUUGCAUGCUGGAUGUCUUCCCUGAGCGCUGCAAUUGUUCGAGACUAACGAUAAACUGCUCAAGUCGGCAGCUACACUCGGUUCCCUUAGUAUCCUUCAAUGUCACAAAACUAGAUCUUAAGGACAACAAAAUCAGAUCUUUACGAAAUGGUGUCUUCAGCUUGUACCGAAACCUGGAAAACCUGCUGCUACAAAACAACAAGCUCCGUUCCAUACAACAUCUUGCUUUCUCAGGGCUUUUUAAACUGAAGAAGCUGUUUCUAAGCCAUAAUCGCAUCACCUCCCUGAAGGCUGGCAUCUUUAAGGACCUUAUCUCACUGGAAUGGCUUAUUUUUGACAACAACAAAGUCGCCACAAUUUCUCCUGGCUCCUUUACAGGACUGCAGUCUCUCUAUUUUCUGUACAUGAUGAACAAUUCCAUCAGUAAAAUCCCCCAAAAUUCCAUCUGUGCAGAAAUGCCCGGUCUUAAUUGGCUGGACUUGGAAGGAAAUCAGAUGCAAACAAUUCAAAGCUCAGUGUUCCAGGAAUGCAUAACAGUGCUAAUUCUUCGCAGAAAUAAAAUAAAAAAUAUUGAGCCUGGAGCAUUAUCCCAGAUGAACAAGUUGGUGGAUCUAGACCUGUCUGAAAACCAGAUCGUGGAUCUGCCCCCUUCUUUAUUUGACAAUCUGCAAGACCUUCAACAGUUGAAUAUCUCCUUCAACCCCCUUAAUCAAAUACCACAGAACCAGUUUGACCUUCUGACUAACCUACACUCCUUAAUCAUUGAGGGUCUCGAGAUCCCCAACAUUCAUAAUCAAAUGUUUUCAAAUCUUGUCAAUCUGUCCCAUAUUUACUUCAAGAGGUUCCAGUACUGCAGCUAUGCUCCUCAUGUACGUAGCUGCAAACCCAACAGUGAUGGCAUCUCCUCAUUUGAGAACCUCUUGGCCAACAUCUUGCUUCGAGUCUUUGUGUGGGUCAUGGCCUGUGUCACAUGCUUUGGGAACUUGUUUGUAAUUUGCAUGAGGUCCUUUAUUGUUACUGAAAACUGCCAGCAUACAAUGUCAAUCAAGUCUCUCUGCUGUGCAGACUGUCUGAUGGGAUUCUACCUCUUUUGUUUGGGCGCCUUUGAUAUAAAGUUCCUGGGGGAAUAUAACAGACAUGCUCAGCUUUGGAUGGAGAGUUGGGGGUGUAAACUUGUGGGCUCCUUGGCCAUGUUGUCUUCUGAAGUCUCCGUCUUGAUGCUCACAUACAUGACUCUGGAAAAAUACUUGUGUAUCGUUUUCCCAUUCAGCCAUUUUCGAGCAGGCCGUGGACAGACACUUUGUACCCUGACUGCCAUCUGGGGAAUGGGUUUCUUGAUAACAGUGAUUCCCUUCCUCAGUUAUGAAACCUUUGGAAAUUUCUAUGGUCGAAAUGGUGUCUGCUUCCCACUGCAGUCUGAUAGCACAGAGAAAUCUGGAGCACGAGGAUAUUCUGUCAGUAUAUUCCUGGGGUUGAACCUCUUAGCAUUUGUCACCAUAGUGUUUUCCUACAGCAGUAUGUUCUACUCCAUACACAAGACAGGCGCCAAAACUGCGGAGCGAAGUGUCGUUUCCCGUGAAGUCACCAUAGCUAAGAGGUUCUUCUUCAUAGUCUUCACAGAUGCUCUAUGUUGGAUUCCCAUUUUCCUUCUGAAGGCUGUUUCCUUAACAGAGGCUGAUAUACCAGGUACCAUCACUUCAUGGGUUGUCAUUUUCAUUUUGCCAAUUAACAGUGCCCUCAAUCCAAUCCUGUACACUCUUACCACCUCUUCUUUCAAGGAAAGGCUUAAACAGUGUCUGCAGAACAAAGGACACCGGUUGCAAGAAAAUGGCAAGAGUUUUACAUUGGUGUCUAUCGAAACCAACACAGCCUGACAUCAGCUCAAAAAACAUGUCCACAAUUCUAGUGUCUUUUCCUGCAGAUACAUUGGAGACCUGCAGAGAGGCUAUGUUACCACCU
Messenger RNA from Bombina bombina (fire-bellied toad), 2221 nucleotides. Its product is annotated as relaxin receptor 1-like. Gene Ontology annotation, cellular component: membrane. Gene Ontology annotation, molecular function: protein binding; G protein-coupled receptor activity. The record is from RefSeq and is a predicted model, not a curated record. The transcript is spliced from 18 exons. Lineage: Eukaryota; Metazoa; Chordata; Amphibia; Anura; Bombinatoridae. Gene Ontology annotation, biological process: G protein-coupled receptor signaling pathway. Bases 1 to 2136 code for a protein of 711 amino acids.